Molecule: messenger RNA, 2213 nt
Organism: Topomyia yanbarensis
Lineage: Eukaryota; Metazoa; Arthropoda; Insecta; Diptera; Culicidae
Product: zinc finger protein OZF-like
Exons: 2
Coding region: 507-2039 (510 amino acids)
Biological process (GO): regulation of transcription by RNA polymerase II
Cellular component (GO): nucleus
Molecular function (GO): RNA polymerase II cis-regulatory region sequence-specific DNA binding; DNA-binding transcription activator activity, RNA polymerase II-specific
Source: RefSeq, a predicted model, not a curated record
GAAUAGGAAAAGAGACGAAUAGUGUGAAGCCAAAAAUACCUUAUUGAGCAGACCAAUCGUGCAAUGUAAAUAAACAUUACUCAUGCCUGAGUUGGAGGAGAUAAGUAUUGUAAAUCUAUCAAAAAAAAAAUUGAAUUUUCGUCAGAAUUUAGUGCAAUCGUGAUUGUAAGGUGCAUUCUAGAGUCUAUGUAUGAGUAAAAACAAGUUUUAGAAUUAUUUCAUCUCUUUGUUUCGAAAUGCACAUCGUUUGAUAAACAAAUCCAACGAUCGACAAAAGGUUUGUUUUCAAAAUAUAAUAGGAGUCAUUUAAAGUGCUGCCUUUGGAAACGGUUGCCAAAUUCUAGUGUUGAAAUCAUCGUAAAGGGAGUGUUGCCGUUUUGACUGAUUUUCACUCUGCGUCUCUUUCACUAUUCUCUUUGGACAAAACGACAGCAAAUUGCUUCACGAGUGUUUUCUUUAAUGAGCGAGCAAUUUGAGAUUGUUUUACGAUUGAACAUUUUAGUUUCAUGGAGCUUGUGAACGGACUUUCGACAGAGCAGGAAACUACCAAAGGAACCAACGGUACUGAACACCAUGAAGCAACGAUUCCACCAAAUGGCACUGAUACUAACAGCAGCCCCUCAAUACUGUCGGAAUCACAGUGGGAGCUUAGGGAUCAGAUAGACAUGUCUCUACAGCAACGGAAGCAAACCAACAGUGAGCUAUGUGAACAAGAAUCCCUUCAGAAUUGUCCCCUGGGGCGAGCUGUGUUAACCGACACUGGCAAGCGGCCGUACAAAUGUGAUACGCGCGACAAAUCAUUUAAUAAGGAGAGUGUUUUGAACAGACAGAGAAAGAUUCACAGUAAUGAACGACCGCAUAAAUGUGAGAUAUGUGGCAAUGAAUUCGUGCAUAAGCAUCAUCUGAAGCGUCAUAUGGUUGCUCACACUGGCGAGCGGCCGUACAAAUGCGAUAUAUGUGACAAAUCAUUUAAUAAGGAGAGUGUUUUGAACAGACACAGAAAGAUUCACAGUAAUGAACGACCGCAUAAAUGUGAGAUAUGUGGCAAAGGAUUCCUUCGGAAGUCGUAUAUGAAUGAACAUAUGCUAACUCACACUGGCGGGCGACCGUAUAAAUGUGACAUAUGUGAUAAAUCAUUUAAACAUCAGCGCGCGCUAACUUUUCACACAAAAAAUCACAGUAAUGAACAACCGCAUAACUGUGAGAUAUGUGGCAAAGGAUUCGUUCACAAGUAUCUGCUUAUGCAACAUUUGUUAACUCACACUGGUGAGCGGCCGUACAUAUGUGAUAUAUGUGACAAAUCAUUUGCUGAGGAUUGUAUUUUGAAUAGGCACAGAAAGUUUCACAGCAAUGAACGACAGCAUAAGUGCAAGAUAUGUGGCAAUGAAUUCUUUCAUAAGCAUCACCUAAACCGUCAUAUGGUAACUCACAGUGGCGAGUGGCCAUACAAAUGCGAGAUAUGUGACAAAGGAUUCGUUCAGAAGUCGCAUUUGAAUGAACAUAUGCUAACUCACACUGGCGAGCGACCGUAUAAAUGUAACAUAUGUGACAAAUCAUUUAAACAUCAGAGUGCACUAGCUCGACACACAAAGAAUCACAGUAAUGAACAACCGCAUAAUUGUGAGAUAUGUGGUAAAGGAUUCGUUCAGAAGAAUCUGCUUAUGAAACAUAUGGUAACUCACACUGGCGAGUGGCCGUACAAAUGCGAGAUAUGUGGCAAAGGAUUCCUUAUCAAGUGUCUGCUUAUGCAACAUUUGUCAAUUCACACUGGCGAGCGGCCGCACAAAUGCGAGAUAUGUGGCAAAGGAUUCGUUUACAAGUGUCUGCUUAUGAAACAUUUUUCAACUCACACUGGCGAGCGGCCGCAGAAAUGCGAGAUAUGUGACAAAGGAUUCGUUCAGAAGUCGAGUGUGAAAGAACAUAUGGUAACUCACACUGGAGAGCGACCGUAUAAAUGUGACAUAUGUGACAAAUCGUUUAAAUAUCAGAGCACACUAACUUUACACACAAAGAAUCACAGUAAUGAACAACCGCAUUAAUGUGAGAUAUAUGGUAAAAGAUUUCUUCAGAAGUGUCUGCUUGGGCAACAAAUCUCGCCAAUAAACAAAAUUUGGUUUUUUUUCACGUUCGAUCAUUUAUUGUUUCAGUUUCUUUUUACAUUGCUGUGUAUUUUUACGUUAAGUGAUACAAAAUAAAACUAUUUUUUCAUCUUU